Molecule: messenger RNA, 1006 nt
Organism: Eucalyptus grandis
Lineage: Eukaryota; Viridiplantae; Streptophyta; Magnoliopsida; Myrtales; Myrtaceae
Product: disease resistance protein RPV1-like
Exons: 2
Coding region: 90-836 (248 amino acids)
Source: RefSeq, a predicted model, not a curated record
CUAACAGGACUCUCCAAAAUGCACAAUUUCGCAAGCGAAGAAUUCUCAAAGUUGCCCAAUCUGAAAUUCUUGGAAUUAGAGGGGGGAACAUGGUAGGGGAUUUUAAAAAUCUUCUCUCCAAGUUAAUAUGGCUCUCUUGGAGCGAUUGCCCUUCGGAAUUAAAUGCAACGAAUUUAUGUCUCAAGAAACUAGCUAUGCUCAAGCUUUCAGGAAGUAACAUUACCGAAAAUUGGGCCGGAUGGGAGCCUUGCCUGGUGAGCGAGAACUUGAAAGUUAUACAAAUCACCAGCUGCGAAAGCUUGAAAAGGACUCUUGACUUCUCAAAAUGCUUGAAUUUGAAGAGACUAGUUGUUGCGGGUUGUACAACCUCGCUAGUGGUUGCUGGCUCUCUCUCUAAACUAGAGCACCUCAAGUACUUGGAAAUCAUGUCUCGUGGUGAUCAGUUGAGAGAGAAUUGUGACCUUUUUGUGGUACCUUUUGUAUUAAGCAGUCCAAAGUCCCUCUCGACGCUGAAAAUAGAUACAAUGCCAGUUCUAGAACUUCAUCAAUCCAUUGAAGAGAUGAAGGGCUUGAAUUAUUUGUCUACUAUCAGUUGUCGUAUUCCUAGAACACUUCCAGAUUUCAUCGGAAAAUUGAAUUCACUACUUGUAUUUAAAUUAGAAAACAUAGAAAUUGCAGAAUUACCUUCUUCUAUUGGGAAUCUUAAAAGGUUGGAGAUUUUAUAUCUAGACAAGAUUGCGAUAAGAGAACUACCAAGGGCCAUAGGGAUGUUGGAGAAUCUUAAAAGAGUUGACAGCCCGAUUCUAUCAAAAUCUGGAGCGGGAUAUUCCAAGUGAAAUUGGGGGUCUAUCCUUUUUGAGGAUGUUAGACCUAAGAGGAAGCAAGAUUAGGAGAUUGCCAUAACUAUGAAUCAGCUUUCUCAUCUCCAACAACUUUGUUUAGAUUUUUGUUAUGAAUUUGAACACCCUGAGCUCCCCAAAAGUUUGAAGGUGUUGAGUUUUGCACC